Messenger RNA from Bursaphelenchus okinawaensis, 2140 nucleotides. The record is from the annotation of a GenBank genome assembly. Lineage: Eukaryota; Metazoa; Nematoda; Chromadorea; Rhabditida; Aphelenchoididae.
AUGAAAAAUUCAAUUUUAAGUUUGUUAAUAUUUGCUGUUUUGGAGGUGGCGUUUGGUAGUGAACAUAAUCGUACUGGUGCUUCUUCACAUUAUUAUUCAAGUAAGAUUUGACCAUUGAAAUAAAAAUAACAUAUAAAGAUAAAACAUAAAGAGAUAAUACUAAUACAGCGAAAAGAUCCAAAAUUUACAGAAUAUCCAAGGAGACCAUAUUAUGUUAUGUAUUUUGCGAAUGAUAAAAUGGGAAGACUAGUAAAAAUUGAUUUACAUCGACCAUAUUCUUUUAUUUUUGGUCAAGAAUGCUUUGAAAUUAAUAAAUGUUCAACCAACAGUCAUGGUUUGCCAUAUAAUGCAACGUAAGACAAUUUUAAAAAUGGACCACUCGCCCCUGCCUCUGCGCUUCCCCUACCCCCUACCCCCCUACCCCCUACCCCCCUACCCCCUACCCCCCUACCCCCUACCCCCUACCCCCCCUACCCCUACCCUUAUCCUUACCCCCCUACCAAGAUUAUUCGAAACCCUACCUUUUUUAUCUCUGAUUUAUCCCCUCCCUAUCCCCUAACUCAUGUCCGAUCGCUACUCUUAUCUCAACCUUUACCCACAACCCUACCCCCCAUGUUUACCCUCAAGCUUAACAGGAACAAUAUCUAUAAAAUUCUAAGAUCAAUCACAAUAUUUAGUAGAAGCAAAUCCCAACCAAUAACAAAUGCGUACCUACAAGAACCCCCACAAAUUUUUUCAAACCAUUUUACCGGUCAAUUUUACAACGAUUCUCUAUGGCUUAACGAUGACAGCUUGCCAUUAGACGUGGCUGUAAUUACAGAUGGCAAUCGUCAAGAAUCCUUUGAAUGGGACGGGGUUCUAGGCUUAGGCUUAGACUUUGGUAGGCCUGAUUUGAAUACUCUGGCAGUCGAAAAGUUGUUUGAUAAUUAUGACCAAAGGCGGAUUUUAAUUCAACAAGGUCAUAACUACAUUAGUAGGACCAAACAGACCAUCAAGGGGUACAAACAUUUGUUGAGUGAGGGUGUGAUUACUUUUGGCAAUGAUAGUAGUCCAUUAUGUGAAGAGUUUGAUUACUAUAACACUAAGAAUGGAAAAACUUGGCAGUUGGUGGCAGAGUAGGUCAUAUUUAGAUCAAAUUGUAUUUACUGUUUUGUAAAGAAAGUUCUUGCAAUUUUUUGUUUUGUAAAGAAAGUUCUUGCCAUCUUUUGUCUUGUAAAGAAAGUUAUUGCCAUUUUAAAUUUUGUAUAGAAAAUUCUUGCCAUUUUUUGUUUUGUAAAGAAAGUUCUUGCUAUAUUUUUUUCUGUAAAGAAAGUUCUUGCAUUUUUUUGUUUUGUAAAGAAAGUUCUUGCCAUUUUUUGCUUUGUAAAGAAUGUUUUUACAGUGUUUUCAUUGGCUUUGACAUUUACUACAACCAAACCAUAUCAUUUCUACCGGGCGAAUACACUCAAGUGCCUUACCACGUAUUCAAGAAAUACUUUAUUUCAAAUGACACUAAAAACCCUAACAUUUUUCAAUCUGAAGAUGACCUACCGUAUCUUGGGUUUACUUUAAAUGGAAAUGACUAUAUGAUUACAAAAGAGGAUUACUCUUGGGUUACCAAGGCUGUAAGUCGCACAUGUUUUUAAAAUUAGAUUGAAGAGGAUAGUAAAAGAUAGAAUAGGUACUUUUGGGUAGGGAGUAUAAGGUAGGGUAGGACAGAGUAGAAUAGGUGGUCUAGAUUAGACAUUAUAAGGCAGGGUAUGGGAGGUUUGCGUAGGAUAGAGUAGCGUAGGGUACUCUAGUGUAGGGUAAGUACUGUAGAAUAGAGCACUUAUUUCAAGGUACGGUAUGGCAGGGUAGGCGUACGUACAGUAACGACUGAUGUGUAGAUGACUUUAAAAGUCAAAUUUUAAAAAAAAUUUCAAAAAUUUAGAGGUAUUUUGAUAAAACCAACUACACGUUAACGCUAGAGUCGACCAAGUCCAAAUUAUAUGAUUUUGGAUUUGGCAGUGAAUUCCUUCAGCACUAUUGUAUAGCGUUGACCGCUGAUGAAGGCUUGAAAAACAUUCAACUUGGGCUAGCUAUUAACAACGAUGCUUAUACAAUAGUCUUGUCACUAUUAGUGGCUGUUUUCUUCGCUGUCUUAAGUAUUAUGAUCUAA